Messenger RNA from Arabidopsis arenosa, 751 nucleotides. NCBI's taxonomy places the organism in Eukaryota, Viridiplantae, Streptophyta, Magnoliopsida, Brassicales, Brassicaceae. The record is from the annotation of a GenBank genome assembly.
GUUCAAGAGGAGCUCGUGAAGAUGCAUGUUUGAUUCAAUGAAAAAGUUGCUCACAUUGAAGCCUCGCUAAAACAGCUCAUUGAGACUAUGACAACACAAGCCAUGUUCCAAACAAAGUUCACAAACUUGGAGUUUCCUAAAUUCUCAACAGGAGAUCCAACAACUUGGUUGAGUAAGGCGAAUCAGUUUUUUGCGUAUCAAGAUAUACCGGAGGAUCAUCAUCGCGUGCAACUUGCAUCUUACCAUCUCGAAGACGAAGCAUACCAGUGGUGGCUAGCAAUGACCAAGACAAUUAAGGAAGAUAAUACGGUUAUUACUUGGAAUGUAUUUGAAGGAGAGAUGCUGGUUCGAUUUGGUUCAACCGAAGAUUUCGAUGAAGCUUUAUGCAAGAUUAAACAAACGGGUAGCCUCGAAGACUAUCUACUAGAGUUUGAACGUCUUUUAAGUAAGGUCAACGGUUGGACACAAAAAGCCUUGGUGGGAACAUUCAUGGGAGGUCUUCACACAUCAAUUUCAGAUAGUAUUCGGAUGUUUCGCCCUCAAUCCGUAAAGGACGUGAUCAUGCUGGCUAGAAUGAGAGACGAGCAACUACAAAAGGCGAAGAAGAGUUCGGCCAACAACUAGAAUUAUUAGCAAUUUAAAUUAUUAAUUAUUGUUAGUUGACAAGGCCAGACUCUAUUUGCAAUGUCCAAUUACUAGUUGAGAUAGAUUUUAUUUGUACUUCAUUCAUCAAUAGAACAAGUACUUUCCC